ACCGAUCAAACAAGAGGCUUCUGCUAGCUGCUUCCCCGCGAUAGGCUUCCAAAUGCCGCCCACUGUACCUAAGGAAACUACAAACUGGUGGUGCAAGCCCGAGACCGAAUAUGCCUUCCUGGGUUUUAGCUAUGAAGUCACUGCCUGUCAAAGUGCUUCACAGUUGAACAGGGAAUUCGCCGAUAUCCGGAAGACCUUCAAUGGUCGUUAUGUUCGCCUUUAUGGAGCUUGUGAUCGUAAAGGAUUCUAUGAUGAUGUAGUCAACGCUGCAUGGAACAAUGUGCUUGGUGUCCAUGCGUUGAUCUGGUUUGGGUUUGACGGCAAUGAUCUAUGGAAAGGUCGACGGGAUGCUCUGUUUGCGACACUGCACAACAACCCUAAAGCGAGAUUCGUAACGCGCGGGGUCCAAUUUGGCUCGGAGCCAUUGUUCGAUUCAGUAUUGGAGCCGAGUCAACUUACCCAACAAGUGGUCGCCGCAAAAGCAAAUCUUGCCAACCUACAUAUCCCUGUCACCGUCAGUGAAAUGGCGUAUGGUUAUCAGAAGAAUGGUGGUGCCCAAAAUGUUCUCGAUGCUGUUGACUUCAUCAACAUCCAUAUGCUUCCGUUCUUCUCUCAGCAAGCUUCAACAGGUGCGGCGUCAUGGCCGUUGGUGCAGAAAGACUUGCAAUGGUUCGUCAGCCGCGGAAAAGGUAAAAAGAUGUAUCUCGAUGAAAAUGGAUGGCCAUCCGUUACGUAUGAUGGUGUAAAACCCAAUAGCCCUAAGGCUGUCGCGGAUAUACCAAACGAACAGGCAUUCUAUGGGGUUCUUGACGAACAUUGCACAAACCUUAAGGCUGUUAUUGGCGGAGGCGUUGGUUGGUUUGCGCACAUCUACUCAGACAAUCAGGAACCAGGAUACGGGAUCUACAACUCUGCUGGCAAGUUGAAAUUCCCAUUCAAGCCCAAGAUACGCUGUUGAAAGACGAAUCAACUGAGAUUUCAAAGUGGCGCGCCCGGUGUGCUAUGUCCUAUUUUCUUCUUUUAAACAUCAUCCCACAAGGACAACGAGUAACGUGACAGAUGAUUACGGACCGAUUUACUUGGGCGACAUAUGCUCCUCUAUGCUUCUUGCUGAACUUUACAAGUCAUUGUCCCGGUGACUUGUUAUUC
Molecule: messenger RNA, 1149 nt
Organism: Somion occarium
Lineage: Eukaryota; Fungi; Basidiomycota; Agaricomycetes; Polyporales; Cerrenaceae
Source: the annotation of a GenBank genome assembly